AUGUCACAGAAUAUUCAAAUUGGCACGAGAAAACGUUCAAGAGCAAAUAUGAAUAAUUCCACUACUACGGGCCCUUCUGAAAAUGCAAGCUCUAAUAAGACCUUUUUGGACAACUUCGAAGAAACGCGCACUAAUAAGUUGCUGGACGAGAUGUUUGCUCGGCAGAACUCGUUCCUAACAGACAAUCUGAGGAACAGUCUAGACCUGAACCAAGCUGACAAUCCGCUCCGUCCUCGGCAGCACCAACAUCAGUUGUUCUUGGACAAUGAAAAUGCCAUAGAGCUGGAUGAGGAGCCGCGCAUUAUUAACACUACAAUCAAUAACAGUAAUAAUCAUAAUAGCAGUCGAGUGGAUGAGGACGCUGACGAUGACAUUAUUUUUAUCAAAGAGCAGCCAAUACAGUUUUCGUCGCCUUUGAUUUUGCCCAGUAGCAGCAGUAUUAACAAUAACAAUAAUACUGGUACUUCAAAUAAUGCAGGGUGCGGUGUCACAGCUACAAGCAAUAGUACGUACAUCACGACACCAAAAAAAUUCAAAAAGCAAAGAACCAUCUCACUGCCCCAGUUGCCGCUAUCGAAACUGAGCUACCAAUCAAACUAUUUUAGUGUUCCCGAUCAAAGCAACGCUAUCGUGCCAAGAGUAACGCAAACUGAAAAUGAGCUGUUGCAUCUGACGGGGUCCUGUGCAAAGACUUUGGAAGGCAACAAGGCGGUGAAUCUCACAAUUGCUCACAGCACUUCUCCAUUUUACAACCCACCGGCACAAGUGGCUUCCAUGCCUCAAUCCAAUCUUAAGAGGCAAAUUGGCUCUUCACUACGGAAAUUCAAAUCAAACAGCUCUUCGGAAAGUGCAUCGUCCAAUAAAUCAAAUUUCAAAACUGACAAGGACGGUCACUACGUUUACCAAGAAAACGACAUUUUCGGCAGUGGAGGCCGCUUUGUUGUAAAGGACUUGCUGGGUCAGGGUACGUUUGGUAAAGUACUCAAAUGCAUUGAUAAUAAGUACGAACCUAAUUAUGUGGCUGUAAAAGUAAUAAGGGCUGUGGAUAGAUAUAGAGAAGCCGCCAAGACAGAACUAAGAAUUCUACAGACCAUCCUGAACAACGACCCUCAAGGUCAGUUCCAGUGCCUCCUACUAAGAGAGUGUUUCGAUUACAAGAACCACAUCUGUUUGGUGACAGAUCUAUACGGCCGGUCCAUUUACGAUUUCAUGUGCUCCAACGGUAUUGCCAGGUUUCCGGGCUCUCAUAUACAGGCCAUUGCCAGGCAGUUGAUCAGAUCCGUUUGCUUCUUGCACGAUUUGGGCAUAAUACACACGGAUUUGAAACCGGAAAACAUCCUCAUUUGUGACGAAACCCAUAUUGCUCAAAAAUUGCCUCUAAAGACCGUACAGUCACUAAGCAAGAGGCGUCGUGAAGCCAGUAAGGGGAAACGCAAAAUCUUGAAAAAUCCAGAAAUUAAAAUCAUCGAUUUUGGUAGCGCAAUUUUCCAUUACGAAUAUCAUCCCCCUGUAAUAUCCACCCGUCAUUAUAGAGCCCCAGAAAUUGUUCUUGGCUUGGGUUGGUCAUUCCCCUGCGAUAUUUGGUCCAUCGCGUGUGUCCUAGUAGAAUUGGUCAUUGGCGAGUCCCUUUACCCCAUUCAUGAAAAUUUGGAACAUAUGGCUAUGAUGCAACGAAUCAACGGAACCCCUUUCCCCACGGACAUUAUUGAUAAGAUGUUUUACAAAUCCAAACAUAAAUUGGGCAACUCUCCCUCAGAUCUAAAUUCAACGGUGAUAAAACAUUUCGACAGGAAAACGCUAAGCUUACAAUGGCCUGAAAAAAAUAAGCGCGGAGAUACCAUAACGACUGAAAAAUCCAUGAAAAGGGUAUUGCAAUCAUGUGAUCGCUUAGAUAUUUACAUAUCGAAGGUCUUGAAACAGGACUACGGCGAUAGUUUUAGCAUCAAUUGGAAUCUACCGCCUGAGAAAAACUGGUCCUUAAUAAAUUCGAAACUGGCAUGGAAAAGACAAAUACAUUCCUCUUCUAUCUCAACCACUGAUGAACUCGAUAAGGAAACCUUCUUGUUUUGGUACUGGUUCAUCGAUCUGCUCAGGAAAAUGUUUGAAUUCGACCCAACGAAAAGGAUUACCGCAAAAGACGCUCUGGACCAUGAAUGGUUUAAUCUGGGCAUAUUGGAUGAUGGUAUUGCAACCUAUAAUAAUACUCAAGGAUAG
Saccharomyces paradoxus is the source of this 2214-nucleotide messenger RNA. RefSeq names its product serine/threonine protein kinase KNS1 (gene KNS1). The record is from RefSeq and is a predicted model, not a curated record. The transcript has a single exon. Bases 1 to 2214 code for a protein of 737 amino acids. Lineage: Eukaryota; Fungi; Ascomycota; Saccharomycetes; Saccharomycetales; Saccharomycetaceae. Gene Ontology annotation, molecular function: ATP binding; protein kinase activity. Gene Ontology annotation, biological process: protein phosphorylation. Gene Ontology annotation, cellular component: nucleus.